AUGGCGGAAAUAGUUGAUGGCAAGGACAGAAUAACAGAGUUGCCUGAACACAUAAUCCAUCAUGUCAUACGUCGGGUUAGCCAAUGCAACGUAAAAGAGGCAGCUCGAACCUGUGUCUUGUCCAAGACAUGGAAUCGUCUUUGGACUUUGCGGCCUGAUCUGAUGAUCGAUCAGUGCAGCCACAACAGUUUCAGGUCCCUGGAGAAAUUUGUCAAAUUCGUUGAUGAUUCCCUCGAGCCAUAUGUCAAGGAAAAAAUAAGCAUUGAAUCAUUCCACCUCUGUCAGCUUCUUCAUCCGGAAUUGGCUUCACAUUUAGAUCGGUGGAUCAACGUGGCAAUUGAACAUAAUGUCAGAAAACUAGAAAUUGACACGAGUUUUUAUCCGCUGUACUAUAACGUUCCUGAUACUAUAUAUACAGCUAAAAAGCUGAAUAAAUUGUGGCUAUGGAGGUGCAACUUUGAAAUUCAUAAUAGUGCCAGCAACAACAAAUUGCAAAGAUUAAUUAGUACAUGCCCCUUCAUCAAGGAUCUAAGAUUACAUCAUUGCAGGGGAAUACAUAAUUUGCAUGUUUUUGGCCUAGAAAAUCUAGAGAAUUUAGAGCUAUCGGGGUGUGAUGGACUCGAGAAACUGGAAGUCAAGGCUCCAAAUCUCCGAAAAUUUGUAUAUGUCGGGGUGCCAUUGUACAGGAACCAGAAGAAACGUGAGGUGGAAUUGCUUCCUUGCAAAAUUGAGAUUUUAGAUGGUUAUAAGACUCUAAAAACUCUGAAGUUGGAAGCUACCACUAUGACGGAUCAGCAGUUUGAACAUCAAUUCUCUAAGUUCUCAGCCCUCAAUGAAUUGGAACUAAGAAGAUGUUAUACAAUGAAAAAUAUAGUGAUUUCGAGUGAAAAACUAAGUAUAUUCAGCUUAUCACAUUGGAUGAAUCUGGAACAAGUCAAGAUGCUGGCUCCGAAUCUGAUGGAAUUCAAUUUUGUGGGUUACAAAAUGCCAUUCUCAACUAUGGAUCCUUCUAGCCUAGUAGAAGCUGAACUUAAUUUUUACCUGCAAAUUCCUCCAUCAAAAUCUUACUUUGGAGAUGUGGAUAAAAGUUGGUACGAUAAUCUUCAGGACUUUGUUCAGAAAUUCAACUAUGCUAAGGGUCUGAUAUUAAUUAUCCAUUGCGAGGAGGUACUACUAUUUUUUUUCCCUCUCUGUUUACUCUUUAGAUUGCCCAAUUUUUGUUUAAUUUGGUUUGUUUUCUUCAUGGAAUGGCAAAAUAAGAGCAUCCUCAUUUACGAAGAUGCACGAGAAAUCCUGGUUCCGCCAAGUCGACAACUCCGACUACUCAUCAUGAAACCUCCGGCACAUCUUGAAUCACUCGUAGAUGAUCUAAUGUCCUGCAGACCCAACAUAAUAUCCAUAGUGCCAUGUACUGACAGCAAAAUACUCCAGGCGUUGCACCAGAAUGUAACAGGAAAAAGAGACGAGCCAAAUGGUGGACCCAACCAAGUCAGAAUUCAUAAAGGCGCAACUGCGAAGGAAGGAACCUCGAAUUUGUAUACGUGGCUGAAAUCCACGUCCCUAAUUGAGAAAAUUACCACUUUUAUGUUCAAAUCGGAGGAAACCACUUUUAUGUUCAAAUUGGAGGAACAUGCGUUGUCCGAUUAG
Molecule: messenger RNA, 1647 nt
Organism: Lycium ferocissimum
Lineage: Eukaryota; Viridiplantae; Streptophyta; Magnoliopsida; Solanales; Solanaceae
Product: putative F-box/FBD/LRR-repeat protein At5g56810
Exons: 2
Coding region: 1-1647 (548 amino acids)
Molecular function (GO): protein binding
Source: RefSeq, a predicted model, not a curated record